AGAAGAGUGGAAGCUGUUACAGUUGCAUAGCGGUUUAUGAAUUUUGAACGCAAUGUCAUUAAAGUCAAGGGUCUUUAAGUAAAUACAUUUUGGAUUCAAUUUACUUAAUAAAGCCUUAAGUCAAUGUAUAGCUUGAAGUGUGUUUCCCAAUGAUAAACUGCAUUAAUUAAACUAAAUCUUAGUUCAGUAUCUUGUGAUUCAAUAUACAGUUAGGUUUAACACAGAAAAAUCCAUCAACCUUGCCAUGUUGACUGUAGUACCCCUACUUGUCUUUCUGAAGCUAUGCUGGGGAUUUUCCUCACCACACAUUCAGCAGUGUUGAUUGAAGAUGUGCCUCUGACCGAUGAAGAGAUCCAUCAAGAUUUGUCAGCAACAAACCCUCCUCAGAGGGUCUACGCCCUGUACAACAAGAUGGGCUUUAACUGCUUCAUAGCAGCUGCUGUCUACGUUGUGUUUGGAGUCUUCUCCUGCUGCCAGAUGAGGCUUAACAAGCAGAAGGUGAGUUUGUUCAUUUGGCUUAUUUGAAUUUAAUGUUAUUGACCAUUGCUAAAAGGGUUAGUCCACACUGGCGGA
Molecule: messenger RNA, 573 nt
Organism: Scatophagus argus
Lineage: Eukaryota; Metazoa; Chordata; Actinopteri; Scatophagidae
Gene: rnaseka
Product: ribonuclease, RNase K a
Exons: 2
Coding region: 283-525 (80 amino acids)
Molecular function (GO): RNA endonuclease activity
Source: RefSeq, a predicted model, not a curated record